UUUGGGCCGUUUUUUUAUUUCACUUUCUCUCUAAAACACACACUUCACGCACUACGUAUCAUAGGAAACACAUCAUACUGCGGCUGUCUCUCUCUCCUCUUGCCAAAUUUCACGAGAAUCAGCGGAUCCUUCUUGUGCUUCUGAAUUUAUUGGAUGCGUGGAUGUCUAUGAAGUUUCUGCUGGAUCCGCAAGUGAUCGGUUGGAAUUUUGGUGUGUCUGCUGUUGCUGUUGGAUUGAAAUUCGUCACUAUUGAUCCCAUCCCAGAUUCAGACAGUUCCUACCUUGUUAUAAGGUAGCUUAUAAUGAUUUUUGGAAAAAAUCUUGAAGAGAAUUGCCAACGAGUUGGAGGCCUAAACUUACACUUAUCAGCCAAAUAUGGAAAGUGAUAGGACAGGCAACAAUAACCCUUCAGAUGUUGCAAAAAAUGGUCUGCAAAGAGCUCGACCUUUACAUGGGAGAACCAGUGGCCCAACACGUCGUUCGACGAAGGGGCAAUGGACUGCAGAAGAGGAUGAGAUAUUGCGAAUGGCUGUUCAACGCUUCAAAGGGAAAAAUUGGAAGAAGAUAGCGGAGUGUUUCAAGGACCGAACAGAUGUUCAGUGCCUCCAUAGGUGGCAGAAAGUUCUUAAUCCUGAGCUUGUGAAAGGUCCAUGGUCGAAAGAGGAGGAUGAAGUUAUAACUGAAUUGGUCAACAAAUAUGGUCCCAAAAAGUGGUCUACGAUCGCAAGUCAUCUUCCUGGGCGUAUAGGGAAGCAAUGUCGUGAAAGGUGGCACAAUCAUCUUAAUCCCAACAUAAAUAAGGAAGCUUGGACACAGGAUGAGGAAUUAACAUUGAUCCGUGCCCAUCAAAUUUAUGGAAACAAAUGGGCGGAGUUAACUAAGUUCUUGCCUGGGAGAACCGACAAUUCUAUCAAAAACCAUUGGAAUAGUUCUGUCAAGAAGAAAUUGGACAUGUAUUUAGCUUCAGGAUUACUUUCACAGUUCCAAGGUCAGCCUCUUGUGAAUCAUCCUAACCAGUCAGAACCUUCCUCCUCUUCAAAAGCACAACAAAGCAGUGAAGACAACAGUGUUGUUAGAAGCAGAAUAGAAGCAGAGGAAGCUUCUGAAUGCAGUCAGGGCUCUAACAUUGCUAGUAUGUCUCAACCUACAAGCAACCCAAUUGUACAUCCCGUAGGGGACUGCAGAAUAACUGAAGAAUCAAGUUCAAUUCAGUAUCCUGGAGAUUAUCGUCCUGCGUUUCAAGAAGCAGCGUUUUCUAUACCAGAAGCACCUUGUGAACUGAGUGACAAGUUUCUUGAGCAUGAUUUCUCUCUAGAUUGGGGUGCCUUAGCGGGGAAAGAUUGGCAACUAAAUCCAAAUGAACUACCGGACAUGUCUUUGCUAGAUCUAGGGCAAGAGUCCCCUGGAAUGUUCGUCGGAACAUCUUCAAGUGGCCAGAACAAUAAUCAUGAAGAAGUACUCUUUCAGCAAGAGUCUCAUAUGCCAUUAGGGACGUAUACUUCCAUGGUGAACAUGGCUGUAGAUUCCGAUGCCACAAAUAUGAUCUCUACUUCAGACUGCAGCAGGAUGGUAUACACCGAGGCUGAUCAAGGUGGAUGCUGUCCCUCUGAAGUUAUAAACCAAAUAGAUUCAUUGCUCCAUCGUUCUUCAACUCUCCAGUUUCCUGAAAAUGGGGCUUUUGCUUCACAAUCUUGUUAUACACCUUCUGAUCCGCUGGGUCCUUCAUUUCCUCAAUGUGUUCCCUUCCCUAUACAACUUCCUUCUGCUGAUGGUCAGCACAUGUUUGGCCCUCAUCCUAAUCAGUACAGUAAUUCACAUGCAGAUCAGGAAGCUAAUCGACCAAGUACACAUGACUUCAUAUAUCCUACGGAGUCUGAUCACUUGCAAUGUGAAGAUAAUUUUGUUGAGGAAAAGGGAACACCGAAACUAGUUUCAGUUAAUGAUUUUGUCUUGACAUCCUCAAAUGAUUCUCAAGGUUGUUCUUUGGUGGACAAAGAUACUAAAACUGAAGAACAGAAGGAUUCUGGAGCUUUAUUCUACGAGCCCCCACGUUUUCCAAGCUUGGACAUACCAUUCUUCAGUUGUGAUCUUAUACCAUCAGGUAGCGAUAUGCAUCAAGAGUACAGCCCACUCGGCAUCCGCCAACUUAUGAUAUCUAGCAUGACACCGUUCAAACUGUGGGAUUCACCAACCAGAGAUGACAGCCCUGAUGCUAUUCUCAAAAGUGCUGCCAAAACUUUUACAGGCACGCCAUCAAUAUUGAAGAAAAGACACCGUGACUUGGUAUCUCCUUUGUCUGAAAAGAGAGGUGAAAAGAAGCUUGAAGGUCCUAGAAAUCAAGAAUCAUUUUUGAAUAUGAACAAUGGUUUUCCCCAGUUAGAGUUUAUGUUUGAUGAAUGUAAAGAGAAAAAAGGACAGCUGCUUUCACUAUCGCCAAACAGAAGAAACUUUGAAGUGUCUUGUAUGGAAAAAGAAAACGCAGCUCCUGCAUCUGGACAGGAACAGAAUGAAGGCAAUAAAAGCUUUGUCACUUCAGAAAGAGAUACAACAGAAGGAUCUACUAACAACGGCAGUGGUUGUUCGAACUGUAUGACUAAGAAUGCAGAAAAGGACUUGACUGUAUCAGCGAAUGAGUCUUCUGGAAUCCUUCUCGAACAUGAUGUGAAUGACCUGCUAUUCUUUUCUCCUGACCGUUUCAUAAUGAAGAAUGAUAGAACGGUUGGUUUAAGUGCUAGGGCCCUUGCAAAACAGUCUUCACGAAGAUUAGAUGCUGUGUCAAAACAUGGGGCUGUUUUAACUUCCUCAAAUGCAUGUUUUUCUGUCCUUUGUUCUCCUCGAAUUUGUUCAAAGAACAGGACUAAUUUGUUUAUAACUACCUCUCUGCAAUCCUUGAGUCCUUCAGCGAAGAAAGUUGAGGCUUCUGGCAAAGGUUUAGCCAAUGAAAACAAUAAUAUGUUUGCGGAAACACCUCCUUCAAUUUGGAAGUCCCCUUGGUUUAUCAAUAACUUCGGACCAGGCCCAAAAGUUGAUACAGAUAUAUCAAUCGAGGACAUUGGCUACUUCUUGACCCCGGGGGACGGAAGUUAUGACGCCAUUGGGUUAAUGAAGCAAUUAGGAGAGCAGACAGCAGGUGCGUUUGCUGAUGCCCAAAAGGUUCUUGGUGAUGAAACUCCUGAAACCAUAAUGAAGGGAAAAUGUGUCACAAACCACGACGGAGAGAAAGAGCAUAACCACAAUCCAUGCUCUGCUUCAAGUUUCAUGUCGGAGAGGCGCACACUCGAUUUUAGCGAAUGUGGAACACCUGGAAAAGAAUCUGCAAGAUUUUCAAGCAGCACCAGUUUGUCAAGCCCCUCUUCCUAUCUGUUGAAGAGUUGCAGGUAGAAGAAGGCAAGGCAUUCAUGGUAUAGAGCAAUCCUACUGUAAUAUAUAUGUAAGUCUAUAUUUUAAAUUUUUUAUAUUCUUGAAUACCAUAUAUAACAAAUGGCAUGUGUCCGUGUAAAAUGCAUUUGGGAAAUUAUAAAAAACCUUCGAUUUAUUCUAA
Molecule: messenger RNA, 3541 nt
Organism: Salvia splendens (bonfire salvia)
Lineage: Eukaryota; Viridiplantae; Streptophyta; Magnoliopsida; Lamiales; Lamiaceae
Product: transcription factor MYB3R-1
Exons: 12
Coding region: 376-3381 (1001 amino acids)
Biological process (GO): regulation of DNA-templated transcription
Cellular component (GO): nucleus
Molecular function (GO): DNA-binding transcription factor activity, RNA polymerase II-specific; RNA polymerase II cis-regulatory region sequence-specific DNA binding
Source: RefSeq, a predicted model, not a curated record